AUGAUUCCUGCAUCCCUGCUACCGAUACUGCUUUUCGCAGUGUCCACCUCUAAUGCCGCGAUUUCCCGGCAGAAGCGGGCAACAUUUGGUUGCUCGAGCGAUAAGAUGAGUGACAAUACCCGUCAGGUGUUCUUGAAUUACCACAAUGAAGCUCGUUUACGUGUGGCCAAAGGAAUCGAACCGAAUAAAAAAGGAUUUCUUAACCCUGCGAAGAACAUGUACAAAUUAGAAUGGGACUGUAACAUGGAGAAGCAGGCACAAGAAGCUAUCGCUUCUUGUCCAAAUUCCUUCUCACCGUGGCCAAACAUGGGGCAAAAUCUGAUGAAGUUUACAAGCGGAUCAGGAUUUUCGAAUCCACCUGGGCAAAUAAAAUUCGCGCUUGACAAUUGGUGGAGCAGAGCAAAGCAGUACGGUGUAACUGAUGCGGAGAAUAGGUACACUAAUGGAUACCUUUACACUUUCGCCAACAUGGUGUUUGCUGAAACGACCAAGCUCGGAUGCGCUUAUGCGAUCUGCGGUAAAGAAUUAGUGAUUACGUGCCUUUAUAAUGCUAUCGCAUACUACACAAACAAUCCGAUGUGGGAGACUGGCAAGGCGUGCGAAACAGCUGAAAACUGUACAACUUACGCAAAUUCACGCUGUUCUAAUGGUCUAUGCACAAAAGGGGCUGACCUUCCAGAGACCAACAAUCAGUGCUCGAGCAAUAAUGGGAUGACAGAUUCUGUUAGACAAACAUUCCUUUCCAUGCAUAAUAAAUUCAGGUCAAGCGUAGCUCGUGGAUUGGAACCGGAUGCACUCGGUGGAAAUGCUCCUAAAGCUGCUAAGAUGCUCAAAAUGGUUUACGAUUGUUCCAUAGAAGCGUCAGCGCUGAGGCAUGCUCAGAAAUGUAUCUCCGAACAUUCAAACAAGAAGGACCGACCAGGCCUCGGAGAGAAUAUCUACACAACAACCGCUCUUAACUUCGAUAAAGUGAAAGCUGCCUCUCAGGCUUCGCAAUUAUGGUGGGGCGAAUUGAAGAAGUUCGGUGUUGGACCAUCGAACAUUCUAACAACCGAACUAUGGAACAGGAAAAAUACGCAAAUCGGUCAUUAUUCACAGAUGGCCUGGGAAACGAGUUAUCGACUUGGUUGUGCAAUUUCACAUUGUCCCAAGUUCACACUAGGUGUGUGCCAAUAUGGACCAGGGGGAAAUAUCCUAGACCACCUGAUCUACACCAUUGGAAACCCGUGCACCUCUGAUGCAGGAUGUCCUGGAUCAUACACGUGUAGCGUUGCGGAAGGGCUGUGUAACGUUGUUUAA
This is a messenger RNA of Necator americanus (New World hookworm), 1299 nucleotides long. RefSeq lists its product as uncharacterized. The record is from RefSeq and is a predicted model, not a curated record. Gene Ontology annotation, cellular component: extracellular region. The transcript has 13 exons. NCBI's taxonomy places the organism in Eukaryota, Metazoa, Nematoda, Chromadorea, Rhabditida, Ancylostomatidae. Bases 1 to 1299 code for a protein of 432 amino acids.